Messenger RNA from Microdochium trichocladiopsis, 813 nucleotides. Its product is annotated as nucleotide hydrolase-domain-containing protein. Gene Ontology annotation, molecular function: mRNA binding. Bases 1 to 813 code for a protein of 270 amino acids. The transcript is spliced from 2 exons. Lineage: Eukaryota; Fungi; Ascomycota; Sordariomycetes; Xylariales; Microdochiaceae. Gene Ontology annotation, cellular component: mRNA cleavage factor complex. The record is from RefSeq and is a predicted model, not a curated record.
AUGUCGACCGUCACUGCGACCGCCCUCCAGUCGGAGAACCCGCCCAUCAUCCCGCUGCCUUUCAACGCGAACCAGCCGCAGACAAUCAAGCUGUACCCGCUGUCCAACUACACGUUCGGCGUCAAGGAGACGCAGCCCGAGGAAGACCCGUCGGUCAUUGCGCGCCUCAAGCGCCUCGAGGAGCACUACAAUGCGCACGGCAUGCGCCGCACCUGCGAGGGCAUCCUCGUCUGCCACGAGCACAACCACCCGCACAUCCUCAUGCUCCAGAUCGCCAACGCCUUCUUCAAGCUGCCCGGAGACUACCUGCGGCCUGAGGACGACGAGGUCGACGGCUUCAAGGCCCGCCUCGACGAGCGACUGGCGCCCGUCGGCAGGAUAGGCGAGGGCGAGGAGGCUGGUGACUGGCACGUCGGCGACUGCCUGGCACAGUGGUGGCGGCCAAACUUUGAGACCUUCAUGUACCCCUUCAUCCCCGCGCACGUCACGCGGCCAAAGGAGUGCAAGAAGCUCUACUUCAUCGAGCUGCCAAAGUCCAAGGUUCUGAGUGUGCCCAAGAACAUGAAGCUGCUCGCCGUCCCGCUCUUCGAGCUCUACGACAACACUGCACGAUACGGACCCCAGCUCUCGGCGAUACCGCACCUCCUGAGCAAAUACAACUUCGAGUUUGUUAACGAGAACGACGAGGUUGUCGCGGCGACACCAGGAGUCGGCCCGGAUGGAUACGUGCCCAAGACGAAGGUGCUGGCUGGCGGAAGUGGAGGCGAUGAGGACAUGAACGACGCCAAGGAGGAGGAGAACGGCACUGCAUAG